GAGAACAGUCUCUCUCUCUCUCUCUCUCUCAUCUUUCUCUCUCCUCUCCUGUUUGACCUCUUACAAUUCUCUCUCAAAGCACAGUUUCCUCUUUCAUGGCGACCCCACUCUGAUCCUUUUUAUUGCAAAAACAUUAGCUAACCCGCUCCCCUUUCCCCCUCUUUCUCUCUCCCUUUCUCCCCCUCUCCAUUUUAGGGAUGAAUGAAAUGGCAAAAAAUAGAACCCUCUUUUGUUAACUUGUUUCUUGAUGAAACCCUAAUUCUUGCAGCAAGAAAGAAGAAGCUUUUCUGUGACGAUCAAUUCCUUUGGUCUCUGAGUUUUUUAACGACGUGGGCUGGAAGAAAUUACUUUCUUUGCAGAUCAGAGCUUUUAAGCAGUCAUGGAAUUUACUUUCUUGGUGUAGAGAGAGAAGAAUAUGGAUUCUGGCAACAGUGGCAGCCUCCAGUCAUCCAGCGGUGGUGAUGAGGAGUACGAUUCACGCGCCACCGACUCUCUUUUCAUGAGUAGUACUCGUCCACAGCCCCAUGUCGUCGGCUCCAUUUCCAACCAACCACCACCACCACCCUUGUUCGACCCACUUUCCAACUAUAUGCAACUCCACCAAAACCUCAACAACUCAUCACUCCUGAUCAAUCCCAACAUCUCCUGGCCCAGACCCACAUCUCUAAGAUCCGACCCGAAUUCCCACGACAUCAUCCACCCCAUGCUCUCCACCUCUCCCCCGCCCUUCAUGUCCACUUUUCAACCCCCGGCAGCGGUUGGAUCGGCGGACAACAACAGUACUGGCACGGCGCAGAACCCGAAUCAGACGGCGGCGCGUAACCCGAAGAAAAGAUCAAGAGCCUCCAGGCGCGCGCCAACCACUGUUCUGACCACGGACACCACCAAUUUCAGAGCCAUGGUUCAGGAAUUCACUGGUAUUCCCGCCCCGCCUUUCAACAGUUCAUCUUUCCCGAGAACCAGGCUGGAUCUCUUCGGGACGAGAUCCUCCGCCUUGGACGCGGCGCAGCCGCCCCCGCCGCCAUAUCUACGCCGUCCCUUUCCCCAGAAAGUCCAGUCGCCGCCGCCGUCAUUUCUUGCUUCCUCCUCUUCUUCCCUCUUAAGUUCUACUACUAACAACAUUAAUAUUUUCUCUUCAGUUCCUUCAACCAGCAGCUCAUCAGCCUCUAGUUCAACUACUCCAGUUAACUACCAACUGCCAAUUACUCAAAGUCCGAAUCUUUUCAACAUUCCAAACCCACUCCUCACUUCUCUCCUCCAAACAAACCCGAAAUUUCUCUUCUCAAGUUCUUCCGCCAUGGCUGCAAAACCUCUCCAGGGCUCAUUCGAUCUGCAGAUCCCGUCAAACAAUAUCAAAAUCGGGGGCCUGGAGGAAUUCAGUUUAGGCCCUGGAAACCAUGUUUCUGCAAACCUGAGCGACCUCCCGAACCUGAUUUCCACCGAUCAAAUCGGGGCCCGGAACAACGAUCAUGAUGAUCAUCAUAAUACAGACAACAAUAAUGCAGGAACCUGGAGGAAUAACGGGGUGAACAGGCACGACGAAGGAGACGACUAUCAAGCUCAAAUCAGGCCUGUCAAUGGCGGUAAUUACAACGGGAAGAUAAACUACUCGGCUUCUUCGUCUGAUUUCCACGGCGAUAAGGGCCCGGAAAACGUAGCCACGAGAGGAGAAGGUAUGGUGGAGUCCUGGAUUUGUUCUUCAGAGUAGAAAUUAUUACAGUAGAGAAAGUAAGAUGGAGUAAUGAUGAGAGUGAUGAUUAAUCAAUGGAGCUGAGGUUAAUUUUAGUUGUGAAAUUCUUGAUCUUUAACCAUGAUUUUCACAAAGUUAAAUUAAACCGUACUACUAGUGCUUAAAUUAUGUGUAAAUAAUUAUAGCCUUCUUUUUGUACCCUUUUCAGUUCAUCUCUAUACAUAUAUUUACAUAUACACACACUGAUAUAUACAAAUCAAGAAUCAUAAUCAUGCAGAAAAAUUUCACAUACACACAUUUAUUAUAUAUAUAUAUACAUGCGUUUAUUUUCUUUUGAAAGUUGGCUUUCUUUCAACCGGAAAAAUUUCUAUUUCUGGGCUUCUGCUUUCACAUUGAGAUUUUGACUACAUGCGAUGAUAAUGUGAAUCAGCAGAAGAUCAAACAGCGACAGAAAACAUCGAACUCUGUGAAUCUAUUUUGCCUUUCCUCGUACUUUUCUGGGAUUUAUUCUCAUGUUUUUAUUCAGCCCCAUAUUGAGAGAACAUGCAUUCACAAGAACUCUGGAUGCAUGUCGAAAUAUGAACAGGGUUUUUGAUUGAUGGUGGGUUUGGUCUGGUUUUCUUGCAUUCUAAUUUUCUCCGUUUGUUGGUAAGUUUGAAUUACUGUAUUUUUUAUUGGUUUGAACGAGAAAGGGAGCAAUCGGUGGCGAGAUUUGGGGAGCUGUUGGGCUCCGCCGCAA
Messenger RNA from Sesamum indicum (sesame), 2429 nucleotides. RefSeq lists its product as uncharacterized. The record is from RefSeq and is a predicted model, not a curated record. Lineage: Eukaryota; Viridiplantae; Streptophyta; Magnoliopsida; Lamiales; Pedaliaceae.